UCUGUCCCCUCACUUUCCUCUGUGCCCUGGCCUGCACUGGCAGUUUCCCCCAGCUCCUGGCCCAGUCCAGUCUGUCCAUGCUGUCCUCAAGUCCUGCUUCCUGUACAUCUCCCAACCCUGACAGAGACAACCCAGACAAGAAGGUCCACUGGGCUUCUGAGAAGAGAAGAAGAACAUCAUCCACAGACUCAGAAUCAAAGACUCACUUGGACAUUUCUAAGUUGCCCAGGUCCCGGAGACCCAGCCGGCUAACGGUGAAGUAUGACCGAAGUCAUCUGCAGCGCUGGCUGGAGAUGGAGCAGUGGGUAGAUGCUCAGGUCCAGGAGCUAUUCCAGGGUCAAGAAGCUCCUUCUGAGCCCGAGAUUGAUCUGGAAGCUCUCAUGGAACUAUCCACAGAGGAGCAGAGGACUCAGUUGGAGGCCAUUCUCCAAGACUGCCCCUGUGACAGAGAGCCUUUUAUCUCUGAGCUGCUCAGUCAACUCAAGAAACUUCGGAGACUCAGCAGGCCUUCGAAAUAAUACUGGAGAGACCAUCUGUAGCCUACAGAACUUCUGUAGCCUCAGCCCUGACCUGGAUGCUGGCUGAAAGGUCUUCAAUACAGACAAGGGAUGCAGAAGACAAGGAGAGACACUUGUGCAGCUCAAGUGUGUGUGCAGCUACUGCUGGGCUCUCUCUGCUGGGCUCUCUGCAAGUCACUUGUGGCUGUUGCCUAAUGCUUUCCUUGGCAGCCAGG
Messenger RNA from Peromyscus californicus insignis, 733 nucleotides. RefSeq names its product protein phosphatase 1 regulatory inhibitor subunit 14D (gene Ppp1r14d). Lineage: Eukaryota; Metazoa; Chordata; Mammalia; Rodentia; Cricetidae. The transcript is spliced from 4 exons. Gene Ontology annotation, molecular function: protein serine/threonine phosphatase inhibitor activity. The record is from RefSeq and is a predicted model, not a curated record. Gene Ontology annotation, cellular component: cytoplasm. Bases 78 to 518 code for a protein of 146 amino acids. Gene Ontology annotation, biological process: regulation of phosphorylation.